GUCGUUUCAGGCACCAACCGGGGGAGGCGGCUUCUGUCCUCCGUGGACUGCAACGUGCGGCCCAUGAUGGAGAUGGUGCGGGCGGCCACUUUAAACCGUAAACCCCAAACCCUCUCACACCAGCCUUUUGUUCUCCUCCAACUCCCCUCUCUCCCCCUUCCCCCCCAAUGCCUCCUCCCCUCCCAUUUUGCCCUCCUCUCCUCCGCUUCGUUCCCCAUCCCCUCCCUCAUUCCCCCCCCCUAUAUUGUAUCAGGCACCAACCGGGGGAGGCGGCUUCUGUCCCCCGCCGACCGCAACGUGCGGCCCAUGAUGGAGAUGAUGCGGGCGGCGGUCUUCGACAUGUUGCACGCGCUGCUGGACGCGCCGCACCGCCUGCCGCCUGGCUCCCGCUGGCUGGACCUAUACAGCGGCACGGGGAGCUGGCACGAGGAGCUUGGGGCUGGAGGCCAUGAGCCGAGGGUGCGCGCAGGUGAGGGGAAUGAGGCAUUGGGUGGCACGGGGGCAUGGCAUGGGCAGCACUGGCAAGCAUGCAACUCGCGCUGGCUGGACCUGUACAGCGGCACGGGGAGCGUGGUGAGGGCAGGUGAGGGCAGGUCGACCCGUGAGCCGCCUCCUCUGUCGCUUGCUCUCACCCUCUUCCCUCCCCCCUCCCCGUCGCAGGCGCACUUUGUGGAGAUGGAUGGACCCAUGUGUCGUAUCGACUGUGCUGGUCUUCAACAUUGA
Closterium sp. Naga37s-1 is the source of this 723-nucleotide messenger RNA. The record is from the annotation of a GenBank genome assembly. Lineage: Eukaryota; Viridiplantae; Streptophyta; Zygnematophyceae; Desmidiales; Closteriaceae.